UCCGUAACUAGUUGAUCAUAAAGUUUCCUUCAGCAAGUUGUCAGUUCAUUCUGCCGUGAUACUACAGUCACUUGCACUUAUAGCUACCCCCUUCUGGAGGACCUUCUCCGGCUCCGGUCACAAGACAAUGAUGUCAUUGGUUGUUGUGGUGGGCGUUAUUUAGAUUUUCUCACAGGCCAUUCUUCUUGUCCGUCGUCAUCAGCAUUGAUCCGCACUCUUGACUCAGCUGUUCAGUCAGCACGGCAGUGGGAGCGCUUGGCGUGUCGUACCGUGCGACGCAGCGAGCCACAGCUGGAAGAGAGACUGGGAAAGCGGCUAGUCGGUAGAUAACGAAGGAACAGCGAGACAUGAAUUCCAUCGUGGGAGACAGAUAUAUCGCGGAACUGGUCCAGAUUUUUGAGCAGCAAGGCUCUGCUCUCUAUGCAGGUCAGCACAGUCUCUGUCUCACUGUACCAUGUCUCCACUACAUUCAGAGAAAGCUCUCAACACUCCAUGAGGGGACCGGGAACCCUCUACCAGCUCAGUUUGCCCACCUCCAGCAGCUCCAGGAGUCAUUUGGUCAUAUCCUCAUCCUCAAACUCAUCUCGGACAGAAACUAUCAGCUCUCUCCAACUGUCACCCUCAGUCUCGAGCCCUUCAGAGCCGUCCAUUCCCUCAUUCUGAAGAAGGUCCCGUUGUCAAUGUUGAGUGGUCUGUCUCGCCUGAGGUCCCAGCUGCGCUCCCUGGUGGUUCAGCGCUGCGGAGUGACGACCAUGGAGGAGGUGAUCAUUAGGUGUGGUGCCGAUGACUCCGCCUCGUUCUCCUGGGCAAGCCUCCGAGAGAUGGACUUCAGCCACAACUCCAUCAAUCAGCUCGGAGAUUCUCUGCAAUUCCUGACAGCCAUAGAGAAGAUGGACCUCAGUAACAACGUCAUUACUGAUGAGAGCACUGGAGUUGAGCUGAAGACCGUCCCUCGGUUUGGACCUCGGGCCAAGUUCAACCUCACUGGACUCAACCUACGCAACAACAGACUGCCCACCAUUGAGGGUAUACAGGAACUGGACUCUCUCACGGACCUUGACCUCACAGACAAUCUGCUGACUCGGCACUCUGAUCUCCAGCCACUCCGUAACCUCCACAACCUCUCUUUCCUCUCUCUCGCAGGGAACCCCCUGUCAUUCCACCCAAAGCACCGAGUCAAAUCAACCGAGUGUCUCUCCAAUCUCAUCAACCCCUCCUCCUUCCGUCUGGACGGGAAGAAACUGAGCGGGAGCGAGAGGAAGGCUGUCCCUCGCUCACUCACCCACUACCCUGGCUCCUCCCCCUCCAUCAGCUCCCAGACAACCGCCUCAGACUCCCCUCACCAUCGCGCCCUCACCCCUCCACCCAGCUCGCAGCUAAUGAGCAGGGACUCCCCCACUCACCAGUCUGAUGCUGCUGUCACUGCCAAACGUCGUCGUCACAAGAAGACGCCGGCCAUGAGAGUGGUGGCCCUCCAUGACUCGGACGAGGAGCUGGACUCCCUCAACGACACCGGGAGUGGGACCGUUGGCAGCGAGGUGGCCUCCUCCGUCCCACUCAAAUACGAGAAGAGACUCCAAAAGAUGAAGGACCUUGCCAAACAGAUGCCUGACAAGUGGUUGCUGUCUAACGCCAGUUUGGAUACCACUUCAUCAGAGAGUAACCAGAUGGCUCGAGGAGCCAGUCAGCCCCGCCCAGCCCAGGAACACCCCCCUCUCGGCCCCGCUGCCAUGGAGACUGUUGGCAAGGCAACAGGCGACAGUGGAAUCCAGACUACUCCAGGCUCAAGGAGCAAGAGGAAGUUGAAGAAAAAGUCUAGCCAACAAGCAGAUGCCGCUACCGUGGGUGAACCACGAACCUCAACUCCGAUCAUCAUGUCUGAGAUUGAUGGUGUGUCUGGUGAGUGUUUCCUUGUGGAGAGGUAUGAGAGUGAUGUUGAGGAGGGUGGGGAGGAGGCAGAGGGGGAGCAAGUCCUCCUCGCACUCUCCGACACAUUUCUUGAGGAGAAGGACAUCAAUGGCAAGGUACUCGAUCGCAUGGACCUGGGUUGUCUUAUGACUGCUGAGGUGCGAAGAAAACCCUGGAAGUCUGCUCAACAGGCAGAGGUGGUUACACUACAGUUCAGUCAUGAGAGGAGAGACAGGAGAAAGAGAGAGUAUGUCAUGAUUGAGUUGAACCAUGAUGACAUCAUUGAGUUACUGGCCCCAAUCUCUGAAGAGAACCAGAAAGCUUUCUCCCUUGCCAGCAAAGUUGAGUGUUUCACGUGUCAGCGGGUGUUUGAUGCCACGGAGUCAAUGCUGAUGCCACUACUGAGUGAGCCCAACCAACUCUCGCCCCCACCACCCCACCCCCACCACGGGUGCCACCAGAGACCCUCUCUCGGCAACCGAUAUUGCCCCUUCUGCAAGAGUCAACAGCUCCAGUACAUCACCAACACCCCAGACUUUAGACACGACAGCUCAACACUGCCAAACUCUUCUUCAGCUAGGGCUGUCCCUAGCCAAGGUGAAAAGUCUACCGAAUUUGAUAACACGGACAGGAACAGACAGGGAAAUAUAACACUGGGAUUUGAGGUCAAAACUGACACGGAGUCUUUUGACCCGGCAGCAAUCUCAGAGCAGGCUCCAAGGAGGAGGGAGCGUAGCUCUGCAUUUGUGGAGGAGUCACACGGUGAGAGAGGAGGGUGGGAGGACCUUGAGCAAGCGCACUCUUACGAUAAGGUUCCCACGCACCCGCAGCCCCAAAACGAUGUCAUCGGCCACUCUGAGACUACCAGCGACCAAGUCGAGGCGGCCGACACAGAACAGCAGUACUCCAUCUCCAGUUGGAGCUUCUCGGAGCUCUCAGGGCAUCCCCCACCACAGAACUAUCUCCGCAGCUCGCACGACGUCCUCUACCACUCCAGGGAUCAAGUUGGGGUGGAGUACCCCAGACGAGACUCCGGAGACACGGAAGACUCCUCCAUCAGCUAUUCCCGGGACACGAGUGAAUAUAGACACGAUAGCAAGAGCGCAACACAAUCUCAAUUCGGUGGACAACACAGGCCAAAACAGAAGUACAAUACAGUCCCUACUGGGGUCGGGAGAGGUUCGGCCACAGCUAGUGACCUGUCCCGCAGUGGAGGAAAGUCAUGCCGACUCACCAGCAGUGAACCAACACCAAAACUGCAGCCACAUUCGUAUUGGUCUCAGGAGAGGGGGUCCACUAACACACCAAGCGGGGAACUUAGACGGUGCCCUUCACACGACCAGCCGCGCUUCCAGCAGCGAAACCCGUUUGAUUACCAGGGGCACCCCCACAGCCGAUCUUGCACCGACACGACAACCUCUCGGAUGAGAAUCCCUCGAGCCAGCCUGGGUUCUGUCCAGGAACAGCCCGCCCCAAAGUCACUCAACCCGUUCGAUGAGUCGUAUUGUUCCACCAACCCGUUUGACAUGGAUGAGAGCACUACCAGCAACCCGUUUGGUGCCGAAGACGACGAGGACGAAGCCGUUAGGGUGGAGAGAGUUAAAGAACAACAAGAGAGUAAACCCAGCGAGAGAGGGAGAGGUUUUUCUCAGAACGAGGAGCGGUACUUUCCGGAAUUCCAGUCUCAGCGUAAGGACUCGAGAGGAGAGAGCAAAGACGACACGGACGUUGACACCCCUGGUGUCUCCCUACACAACGUACCUCCUCCGUCCAGUAGUGUACCCGUCUCUAGCUUCAUGUCUGGUCUUGUUACUCACCCAUCGUUCGGGAGCACAUCGCGUGACUCUCGGGCAGUUUCAAAGAAGAGCAAGACUCUCCCGUGCGGUAAAAGUCCCAGAGUCACCCAGGAGAGUCCGGAGUUCAUCAAGAGGACCCGCACGACCCUACCACGGGGGAAGCCCCCCAUCCCCGGGAUGCUGAUGAGAGGAAAGUCAAUGGAGUCCCUGGAGAACUGCAGCCCGCAGAACGAGCAUCACCCGAUCAAGUCCAAUCGGAUCAUGUCGCCUCACUCCAGGAGACGUUGGGAUGACCCCUAUGGUGAGGUCUCCCCGGGUGGUGGGAGGGGUUCAUCACAGGGGAGUAAAAACGGGGGCAAAGGUCACAGGAAUGGCUCGAUGUCUCCGUCGGGACCCAAUGGGGGUAGUGGGAGUGGCAAGUCGACCCCGGAGGUCACCCGACGAGGUCACAGCUCUUCAGACACACAGAGUACAGGAAGAGGUGGCCGGAGGAAACUAAACAGAGUGACGUCAGUGGGUGACCUGAGGUUCACAGACAAUGGGUCCACGGAGAGAGGAGGGGGAGGGAGGGUGUCGGGGUCCCUGGAGAGAGGGAGGGGGCGGAGCUCGGCGGACGAGAGUCGGGCCGGUUCGCGGGGCUCCAGCCACAGGGGGGAGAGUGGGGGAGGGAGCAGUAGCGGAGGAAGCGGGGCUAGGGGAAAGGUCUCCUCCGGAUCUUCUGACGGCCACCACAAGCUGCGGAAGUUGAGUUCGUCAGAGUCCAGCGGCCGUCCCCUGUCCACGUCAGUCCUGAUCAAGGACGAGGACCCCAGCUACAUCCACAACAGUCUCAACCUCCACCUGGACCUGGAGGUCUUCAGCAAGGAGAGGGGAGAGCACUUCAAGAUGAUCUUCAAGGCACCUGUUGUGAAAUACAAGUCCAAGAAAGAGGUCCCUGUGGUCGCCAUCUUCUCCAAUAUCAACACCUUCAUCUACCGCAUCACCGCCCCACAGAGUGCCCAGCCAGACAAGUGGCUGUCCCUGCAGCAGACGCUCCCGCUCUCCAAGCUGGUCUAUCUGGACGUGGGUCCGUUCCACCAGUUCCUGCGCCUCGAGUUCUCGAUCCCCGAGUCCUGUUUCACCUUUCUCCUCCGAGACAAGAGCAAGUGCAGAGAGUGCCUCACGCGACUCUCCAUGGUUGUGUCAGAUACUCCAAAGUCGUCGUUUAAGAGUGUUGGGAUAUGUCCAUUUCGUCUGGAGACCAUCUCUCAUCCUGACAGAGCACUGCGAGAGGCUAUCAUGUCUCGCUACAACCACAUCAAGACAGCCUCACCGAGGUCUCGUGGGCCGAGGGAGGACCACCAGAGACCCAGAGAGAGUGACGACGAAGACAUAAAGUUCUAUGUCCUGGCUCACAGACACAUCCACACUCCCGAGAAGAAACACAGCAAGGUCCCUGUGACAGUGGUGGUAGCUGGAGAUGUCAUCUACAUGGCUCAGGAGAACUUCCACCACUGGCCACUGCCAAGACUCCAGGAACUGCCCCCCAAGGAGGCCCUGGACCCCCCAUUCUCCUCCGUGGAACGUAAAGACAUCAAUGACAUUGAACAGAUUACAAUGGAUCCAGAUCAGACCUGUAGGGUGGUGCUAAGAUUUUUCAAAGAGACACUGUCAGAGGGAGAGAGCAAGUACUGGAGUCUAACGACAGAGGUGGACACCCACGUCCAGCAGCUGGUCAAGGCCAUCCAGACUCCAUGGGAGUCCAUGUUUGAGACCACGCUGCCUAUCAACUAUAAAUAACAUCUCUUUUGUCGCACAUGAUCACUGCCCAAAUCAAUAAUUAUCUAUCAUCAAAGUAAUAAUAUUUAUCAGCUUUACAUUUCCUGGAUUGGUUUGUACAAUUUGUAUAAUUAUAUGUAUGUAUGUAAUGCAGAUGUGAAUGUCUAUGUUUAUUCAUUGACAAAUUUAAUAUUCACGACG
Geodia barretti is the source of this 5663-nucleotide messenger RNA. NCBI's taxonomy places the organism in Eukaryota, Metazoa, Porifera, Demospongiae, Tetractinellida, Geodiidae. The record is from the annotation of a GenBank genome assembly.